AUGGACGACACAAGCGAGGCGUUGUCGAUAUCGUCGACCUUGUCGCCAUCAACACCGUCGACACCGUCGACACCGUCGACAAUAACAGACACAUGGACGACAGCCGCUGUAGCGCCGACGACGGCGUCGUCCACAGUCGACACAGUCGACACAGUCGACACAGCAACAAACAGCACGUUGCGGCCCAUGCAGACAGCCUUUGAACAGCCCGCCAGCUGCACGGGUCACUUCUCCACCACAUCGUACCUCUACUACAACACGGCCAACUUCGACUACACACACGUCACGCUCGCGAUUUCAGACACGCGCCAUCCGCAGUUUGCGACGUGCCAGCCGCCAGGAUGGGACACGGUCGUCCCGCGCCACCGCUUCGUCUUCAGUCCCGGCGUCUGCCCGCAGGCAUGGACCGCAUACGAUCUGUCGGCCACCACGACGCGCUACGAGACGACCGUGUCCAGUGCCUACUGCUGCUCCAGCGGCUUCACGCUGUCGUUCGACUACCCCUACCAGACGCACAGCACCAGCGCCAUCUACACCAGCGACGACAGCGGCGCGUACUACACGCUGUACCCGGGGCCCAUCAGCGGGUACCAAGGGCCGGGCUGCUACCGACAGGUGCCGGUAACGCCAGGGACGACGACGACGGCAACGACAACGACGACGACAACGACAACGGCACGCGCUGACACGGCGACGCCCUCCGUGUCGCUCGAGAUGCAUCUCCCGUACAGCGUGCAGUGGAAGGCCGGCGACACCAAGCACAUGUCGCCGACGCCGCCGCCGGUGCCCUGCACCUACAGCCUGUACGCGUGGACGCCGGGGGCCCCGCUGCUCGGGACCAGCGACGCCACCUACGACGCCGGCGGCAGCCUCGUCGUCGCCAGUACGAAAGGCGGCAGGUUUGGAUUCAACCAUGUUCCGACGACCAGCAACGCGCCCGUCAACACCGACUGCCCGCUCGUCGAGGGCGUCGGCAAGGGCGUCAACCACGGCUACGCGGCGGUCAUGUACUUUGUCAUGAUUGGCAUUCCCCUCAUUGCCGCCGCCUUCAUUUCGUGCUGCACGUUUCUGUGUGUGCGCGGGCACCGCCGCAACAAACGGGACAAGCGCCAGCUGGAGGAGCGGGCGGCGCAGGAGAAGCGGGAGGUGGAGCAGGCGAUUGCACAAUCGUUGAUCGAGGCAAAAGCGCCUGCACAGAACGAGACAGCUGCCGCUGCGGGGGCCGCCGAGGGCGUGGCAGGCCCGUCUGGGACGAAAUGA
Molecule: messenger RNA, 1260 nt
Organism: Sporothrix brasiliensis 5110
Lineage: Eukaryota; Fungi; Ascomycota; Sordariomycetes; Ophiostomatales; Ophiostomataceae
Exons: 1
Coding region: 1-1260 (419 amino acids)
Source: RefSeq, a predicted model, not a curated record